AUGGCCGACUCGUCAAGCUCCGGUGGAGCUCCCCCGGGCUCAGUCAAUCUGGCCACGCUCUCCGUCCCUCAGCUCCGCGCUCUCCAAACCCGCCUCACCACAGAGCUGGAGCACCUCACCACCUCACACGCCAAACUGCGCGCGGCGCAGUCCAAGUUCCGCGACUGUGUGCGCUCGAUCAACGACGGCGUGACUGGAUCCAAGGAGAAGGGUACCGAGGGCCGUGAUGAGAUCCUGGUUCCCUUGACCAGCUCGCUGUAUGUGAAGGGUCGGUUGACGGAUCGGGAGAAGGUGCUUGUCGAUGUGGGGACGGGAUUUUAUGUUGAGAAGACACACGACAAGGCUGUUGCUUUCUAUGACGAUAAGGUCAAGGGCUUGGAUUCCAACUUGCAGGAGCUGGAGAAGGUUGUUUCGAAUAAGAGCUCGCAGUUGCGGGUUGUGGAGGAGGUCCUUAGACAGAAGAUGCUUGCCGGCGAAGGUGCGCCGACUCAGGCUGCUGCGGCAGGUUAG
Molecule: messenger RNA, 510 nt
Organism: Penicillium cinerascens
Lineage: Eukaryota; Fungi; Ascomycota; Eurotiomycetes; Eurotiales; Aspergillaceae
Product: prefoldin subunit 5
Exons: 4
Coding region: 1-510 (169 amino acids)
Biological process (GO): protein folding; regulation of DNA-templated transcription
Cellular component (GO): prefoldin complex; cytoplasm
Source: RefSeq, a predicted model, not a curated record